GCUUAUUAUUAAUUCUGAUUUGUAACCCGAUGUUCAUGAUUAGGUCGAACACAAUCAUUCUACAUAUAUUUGGAUAUGGCUUUGCUUUAUGCAAUAAUCAUUACCGUACUUCUGUACACACCUGGUAUAGCGCUAUCGGUUGGCCUUGAAGAUAUGGCGACUUCUUUGCCAACUCUGUACGAGCACUAUACCCAAGGAGGCAUAACAAGUGGCCUCUCUGUAGACCAGCCCUACUUCACACUGAACAACAAGAAUAUCUCAAUAUACAGUGGAGCAGUCCAUUAUUUUAGGGUACCGAGCGAGUACUGGAGAGAUAGAUUGAAGAAAGUUAGAGCUGCCGGAUUGAAUACUGUAGAAACGUAUGUUCCUUGGAACCUUCAUGAACCAGAACCAGGCAAAUACGACUUCGGCGAUGGCGGCUCAGACUUUCAGGACUUCCUCAAUAUAGAGAAGUUCAUUAAAAUGGCACAGGAGGAAGACUUGUUCGUUUUGGUACGUCCAGGCCCUUUUAUCUGCGCUGAAUGGGAAUUUGGCGGAUUGCCUAGUUGGCUUCUGAGAGAAGAAGGAAUAAAACUUAGAACUUCGGACGAGAAAUAUAUGAAACAUGUCCGCAGGUACUUCAACGUUCUUUUAGGACUCUUGGCUGCAUUGCAGUUCACAAGAGGUGGCCCAAUUAUUGGAUUCCAAGUGGAAAACGAAUAUGGCAGCACAAGAAGUAUAACACCUCAUUUUAUGCCUGACUUAAAGUACGUAGAGGAAGUUAGACAGUUGAUGUUGAGCAAUAAUAUUACAGAGCUUCUCUUUACCUCUGAUAACCCUAUAUAUCAUGGUGAUAAAGGUACUCUUCCGACGUUAUUUCAAACGGCCAACUUUAAUAAAGAGCCAGAACGCAAUUUUGAUACAUUGAAAGAGUUGCAAGGGAAUAAACCAUCAAUGGCGAUGGAGUAUUGGACAGGAUGGUUCAUGCACUGGACUGAACGACCAUAUAAUGGUAAUGUAGACGAGUUCAAAGAUCUGUAUGAAAGGAUUUUGAAGUUUCCAGCUUCAGUGAACUUGUACAUGUUCCACGGUGGUUCUUCUUGGGCGUUUUUAAAUGGGGCCAAUAUGGACCAUGCUGGUCAAAGUACGUAUAAGCCGGAUGUGAGUGGCUAUGACUAUGAUGCUCCUUUGACAGAAAAUGGCGAUUAUGGUAAGAAGUAUACUGUUGUUAAAGACCUUUUAUCGAAGUAUAAUCCACUAAAGACUAAUGUGCCUGCUAUGCCAGAUGAAACAAAACGUGUGGCUUACCCAGAAGUCAGGAUUAAGCAGUUUCUAGGAUAUGAUGGUAUUUUGUCACAACUACCGCACAAAAUCAGUAGCGACAAACCAACAGCCAUGGAACACUUGGCAAUCAAUAACAAUACCGGACAAAGCUAUGGUUAUAUUAUCUACAGGAAGAAAAAUCUGAAGCUUGAGAAGAAAUCAGUUUUAAAGAUAUUAGGUUACAUUCACGAUACUCUGCAGGUAUACGUAAAUGGUGAGCUUUUGAACAAAAACGUAGUAGACGUUAGCGGUUUCGGCUUCUGGAAGCUAAAAGAUAGUUCCAUAGAUAUAGAACCUUCCGAUGAUGCUACUAUCGAUAUUGUAGUUUGUAAUAUGGGCAGGAAUAAUUUUGGUACAUUGGACACAUUUAGUCAGUUUAAAGGAAUUUGGGAUAGUGUUUACUUGAACGAUCAAGAAGUACUCAACUGGGAAAUACUUCCUAUGGAAUUUAAAAAAGCCUGGACAGGAGGUCUCACCAAUUGGGAGGAGUUCGAUGAAGCAGCUUCUUCUAGACAUGGUAUGGGACUAUACAAAGCCGAAUUUGAUCUUAAGGAAGCUGAUGACACUUUUAUUGAUAUGAGCAAAUGGCAAAAAGGCAUUGUUAUAAUCAACAAUUUUGUACUGGGAAGGUAUUGGAAGGUCGGUCCUCAGCAGACAUUGUAUCUGCCAGCUCCAUUAUUAAAGAUAGGAAAUAACGAGAUCAUAGUAUUUGAGGAAUUUUACCCAGAAAAGAAAGUCACGUUUUCAUUGGAACCACUAAUGCACAACAAUUUCACAAAUUAUGUUUAGUAAUGUAAAUUAUGAUAAUAUAUUUAUUUGGGAAUAUGUUAAACAAUAAUUAUGUUUUAUCAUUUAUAUACCUACUUCCAAGAAAAAUAUACUCUGAAAUCUCAAAUUAUAUAUUUGAAGAGAGUACUUGAAACAGUGGAUAGGAAUAUUUUGUUAGGUAAAUUGAAGGCAGAUGGUAUAUCAGCAAGUGUUUUAGACUGGUUUAAGAAUUAUUUGUCCAAAAGGACGCAAGUUACAAAAAAUAGUAACACUAUUUCAUCAAAAAUUGAAAAUAUGUUAGGUAUUCCACAGGGCAGUAUCAUUCUUUAUAUUUUAUACGUAAACGAUUUACCUGCCAUAGUAAAAAAAUGCAAAAUUUUCACCGAUGACACUUAGGUUUAUCUAUUCACUCAAAAUAUUCAGACUGCCCUUAUAUAAACGAAGACCUGAAACUUGUUUCAAAAUGGUUACCGUCUAACAAAC
Molecule: messenger RNA, 2553 nt
Organism: Acanthoscelides obtectus
Lineage: Eukaryota; Metazoa; Arthropoda; Insecta; Coleoptera; Chrysomelidae
Source: the annotation of a GenBank genome assembly